CUUAUUAAUUAUUAGUAGUAUUUAGUGGCUUGUGGCUUAGUGCACGUGGAGUGUUCCACCGUCAAAUCGAUUGCAGGCGUCACGGAUGGUGCGUUGAUGGCGCGGCGACCGCCCCACAACCAACCACCCCUUGAAGGCGACGGCGGCAGGCGGCGGCAGCGGCAGGCCCGGCGGCGGGUUAGGGUGGGCAGGUGCCGCUGUGGUCAGCAGAAUAUUAGCUAGGCGAUGGCUGCUUACUUAUAUAACUCAGAUGGCUGCACAAUCACAAGUACUCUCAAAUCUCGAUCAACAGCAGAGCACACAGAGGCUAAGAAAGAGCUCGAACAAACAGAGUAGAGAAUGGCCGGAGGCGAUGGUGAGCUGAAGCUGCUGGGGAUGUGGGCGAGCCCGUUCGUCCUGCGGGUGAAGCUCGCGCUCAGCUUCAAGGGUCUGAGCUACGAGUACGUCGAGGUGGACCUCAAGAACAAGAGCGGCCUCCUCCUCGCGUCCAACCCGGUGCACAAGAAGGUGCCCGUGCUCAUCCACAACGGCAAGCCCGUCUGCGAGUCGCGGAUCAUCGUGCAGUACCUCGACGAGGUCUACAGCGCCGCCGCAGCCCCCACCUUCCUCCCCGUCGACCCCUACGAACGUGCCACGGCACGCUUCUGGGCCGCCUUCAUCGACGACAAGUUCUUUGCCUCGUGGUUGAAGGCGGGCAGGGGCAAGACGGCGGCGGAGAAGGCGGAGGGGCUGAAGGAGACGUUCGCGGCCGUGGAGACCCUGGAAGGGGCGUUCCGGGAGAUCUCCAAGGGGAAGCCCUUCUUCGGCGGCGACAGCGUCGGCUACCUGGACAUCGCGCUGGGGGCCCUGCUAGCGUGGAUGCUCACCGCCGAGGUGCGUCAUGGGUUCAGGCUCUUCGAUGCCUCCAGGAGCCCGCUGCUGGAGAAGUUGGUGGAGCGCUUCAGCAAGCUGGAUGAGGUCGUCGCGGUCUUGCCGGACAUCGACAGGCUGGUGGAGCACACCAAGGUGAGGGAGGCCGAGGUUGCAGCUGCUGCUGCUGCCGUGAACAACUGAACGAAACGUCUCGGUGUUGAGGCGGAGGAUGUUGAGGCGGUGAUGUGGAAGAUGUGUAAUGAAAGAAGUACUAGUACGUGGUCGCGUCUCUUAAAAUGUCCGAACCAGCGAGUUUUCAACUUUCUCGCAAGUUAUCUGCUCAUCCAUUUUCUAAAAGAAGAAACGCGAGUUGCAGAGUUAAGCUCUGUUUGAAAGUCUGGAAACGGUGUUUCGAGGGUAUGCCUACUGAAGUUUGCCAUCAAUUUUACUGGUUUCUAAGGUACUGUUCUUCUUUUUGAAUA
This is a messenger RNA of Panicum virgatum (switchgrass), 1334 nucleotides long. Its product is annotated as probable glutathione S-transferase GSTU6. Gene Ontology annotation, molecular function: glutathione transferase activity. Gene Ontology annotation, biological process: glutathione metabolic process. The transcript has 3 exons. NCBI's taxonomy places the organism in Eukaryota, Viridiplantae, Streptophyta, Magnoliopsida, Poales, Poaceae. The coding region runs from base 340 to 1053 and encodes 237 amino acids. Gene Ontology annotation, cellular component: cytoplasm. The record is from RefSeq and is a predicted model, not a curated record.